GGAUAUGUCAACUUGCGUUAAUAAUGCUUAUCUGAAUUAUUAUUUGUUUCUUUCAGGUUAUGAAGGAGACUCUUGCGAGCUAGACAUAGACGAAUGCGUAGUAAACAAUUUUGCUUGUGGCAAAGCAGGAACCUGUGAAAACCUACCUGGAACAUACAGGUGUACAUGUGGAAAUAGUGGAAAAUGCGGAUACCAUUGUGCCCUAGACGACCCAUGCGAACACGAAAAACCGUGUGUUCAUGGUAGUUGUAUCUCUCAGUGCACGGACAAACCUGACUAUUUGUGCGUUUGCGAAGACAAUUGGACAGGAAAGAACUGCAGCGAUCUAAAGGUUGCUUUAAGCCAAGCAGAUAGCGGAAUUAACAUACUGUAUAUCAUCGUUCCAAUUGUUCUUAUUCUGCUUACUGCAUUUUUGAUAGGAAUGGCGGUAUUGGUGAACGUAGCCCGCAGUAAAAGAGCUACAAGAGGCACUUACAGUCCUUCUGCCCAAGAAUUUUGCAAUCCAAGGGUAGAAUUAGAUCAUGUUCUGAAACCGCCUCCUGAGGAACGAUUAAUUUGAUUAAAAUGAUUCCCUUUUUGGACUAAUCGAAAAAAUAAAAUAACUUGAUGGCCUAGUUCCUUAUUUUUUACCAGUACUGUACUUUAUAAUUUUUGAGAAUGACGGCAAAAAAAUGAUUAUAAAUAUUUUACCUCCUCGAAUGAAACCGUCUCUAAUAUUGCAUACCUUGAUAUUAUAACUUUUAACCUUUUUUUGUCAUAUUAAUUUAUUUUUCCUCACUUUUUACUUAAUUUAUUGUAUUUUUUUAUACAACGUAAAUUUUCUUUUUCCCAUACUAAUUUUCUGACUGAUAUUAUUUAAUAGGUUUUAGAAUAUUUUUGUCUAUAGUAUUUUAAGUAGGGUAAAUGUACUUAAUUAUAUUAACUUAUAGUCUUAUGAUAUUCCCGUCCACGUAAUGAGAUAUUUUAAAUAUAAUGUUAAUGUAAAUUUUAUGAUGUGUGUGCUCAGUAGUUCAAAUGUCCCCUUUGAACGUUGAACAUUAUUCUAUUGUGAUAAGAAAAUAAUGUAGAUUAUUGAAACAAUUUCUAAUGGCCUUUUUAACUAAAUAACGAUGAGGUUCUUCCAAUGUAAAGAAGAAUGUUAUGUAAUAAGGAAAGUACUUAACUUUUUAGGACCAAAGGAAAAAUGUAAAUAGAGAUAAUUUAUACAUUUGCAAUUUUUACCAAUGUUUUAACUUGUGGUUUGUCAGAGAAAUAAAGAAAAUUACUUUUU
Messenger RNA from Sitophilus oryzae (rice weevil), 1270 nucleotides. RefSeq names its product protein crumbs-like. Gene Ontology annotation, molecular function: calcium ion binding. The annotation marks the transcript as partial. The transcript is spliced from 3 exons. The record is from RefSeq and is a predicted model, not a curated record. NCBI's taxonomy places the organism in Eukaryota, Metazoa, Arthropoda, Insecta, Coleoptera, Curculionidae.